Messenger RNA from Siniperca chuatsi (mandarin fish), 3950 nucleotides. It is a transcript of the gene il4i1, whose product is annotated as interleukin 4 induced 1. Lineage: Eukaryota; Metazoa; Chordata; Actinopteri; Centrarchiformes; Sinipercidae. The record is from RefSeq and is a predicted model, not a curated record. The transcript has 8 exons. Gene Ontology annotation, molecular function: L-amino-acid oxidase activity; polyamine oxidase activity. The coding region runs from base 187 to 1836 and encodes 549 amino acids. Gene Ontology annotation, biological process: amino acid catabolic process.
UGUGGUUGACUCUCGAGCCGGUGUGGGAAAAUAUUUCUGGAAGACCUGAGGAGCCACACAGUCCCUCAUUAAAAUUACGUUGUGUGCAAUUUCACACAUACCACGCCUCCAGGUUUUCCAGGCUGAUUUCGUAUGGCGAGACAGAAAGUUUAGCUUCAUCGGGGACUGAGUCAUUUCUCCUCAGUCAUGCAUAGGCUUAAGACAACUGACGAGACAUUACCUUUGAUAAAGGUUUCAUUUUCCUCUCACAGCAUCAACAGCAGAAGUAAGAAGUCCAGACUGUGGAGUUCCAUCCUCAAUAUGAUCCCUCACAUGGCACUGUGCAAAUUCUUUCCUCUGGUUCUAGUCGGGGUGGUGGUGUUUGCUGUGAGUGGCAUCAUUGGAGACCCUCUGUAUGAGUGCCUCCAAGACACCGACUACAGUGAGCUUCUCGACAUUGUGGAUAAAGGUCUUCCUGCCACUAAGACACCGCAUCGUGUAGCAAUCAUCGGCGGGGGCAUCGCUGGACUGACCGCUGCAAAGUUUUUAGAAGAUGCCGGACAUAAGGUCACCAUAAUAGAAGCCAGUAACCGUAUUGGAGGACGUGUGGAGACCUUCAGGAACAGAAGAGAAGGCUGGUACGCAGAAGUGGGCGCCAUGAGGAUCCCCAGCUUUCAUAAGAUUCUUCUUUCUUUUGCCUCCAAAUUACAAAUUUCCCUAAACCACUUCAUCCAAGAUGACAUCAACACCUACUAUUUGGUAAAUGGAGUGCUACAGAAAACCUAUGCCGUGGAAAACAACCCCAGUGUGCUCAACUACAGCUUGAAUGAAAGAGAGAGAGGGAAGUCAGCUGCUCAGCUCUUCAGUCAGGCACUCUGGAAGGUGAGGGAUGACCUUAAGGCAAUCGGCUGCAGUGCCAUGUUGGAUAAAUAUGAUUCUUACACAGUGAAGGAAUAUCUGGUGAAGGAGGGCAACCUGAGCCGUGGUGCCUUGAGGAUGAUCGGGGACAUCCUGAAUGAAAACAGCCUCUUCUACACAUCACUGAUAGAGAUGCUGUACAUACAGUCAGACAUAAAUGACAACACUGAGUACUUUGAAGUGACCGAUGGCUUUGAUCACCUCCCAAUGGCGUUCUACCAGGUGUUAAAUGCCACCAUCCUCCUCAACUCCAAGGUCAAGCUAAUCAGUCAAACAGGCGGCAGAAAUGUGACCAUAACAUACCAGGACUCGCGUAAUUCAGGCUCCCUGACCAGCCUAACAGUGGACUACGCACUGGUUACGGCCACAGCCAAGGCCACUGUCUUCAUUGACUUCCAGCCUCCUCUUUCCGGGGACAAGAUGGAGGCUCUGCGCUCAGUUCAUUAUGCAAGCUCAACCAAGGUAAUACUCAGCUUCAGGGAGCGGUUCUGGGAGAAAGAGGGCAUUAGAGGAGGAAAGAGCGUCACGGACCGGCCCUCGCGCUUCAUCUACUACCCCAGCCAUAGCUUCUCCGGUACAUCUGCAGGGGCCCUCCUGGCGUCUUACACCUGCUCCGAUGACUCCACCCUCUUCCAAGGGAUGAGCGAGGAGGAGCUGAUGGCUGUGGUGCUGGAGGACUUGGUGAAAAUCCACGGAGAGGACAUCAGGCCUCUGUGUACAGGGGGGCUGGUGAAGAAGUGGGGCUUGGAUCCAUACAGUCUGGGAGCUUUCGCCCUGUUCACACCCUACCAGCAGGGACACUACUCCAGAGAACUGUUCCAGAGUGAGGGACGGGUGCACUUUGCAGGAGAACACACAGCUACACCACAUGGGUGGAUUGAAACUGCCAUGAAGUCUGCACUCAGGGCAGCUAAAAACAUUAAUAGCCUUACAGUUUAGUUUUAUGUGUAGCAAAUAUUAUCCCUCAUGCUCAGUUUUAUAGGGUUUGUCUGGUAUAUUGGUUUGCCAGUAUAUUUUGUGAAUACUAGUCUAUCAGUGAUUUAACAUACAUUUUUGUGUUAUGUACAUAUUUAUUGAUGUAAGUGCAUAUCUACAGAUCAUACAAACAUAUAUUCUGAGGGUUUUACUCCAAGAGGAUAUUCCAUGAUUUUCUGCCAGAAUAAAACUUUGGAAAAUAACACUGAAUUAGAGCUCCAAGUAAACUCACAAUUAUUUUUAGCACUGAUUAAUAUGCUGAUUAUUUUUCCAAUCAAACAAUGAAUUGUUUGGUCUAUAAAAUGUCAGAGAAUAGUGAGAAAAUGCCUAUCACUAUUUCCCAGAGUUCAAGGUGGUGCAUACAAACUGUCCAAAAUCCCAAAAUAUUUAGUAACAUUUAAGAAAAGCAGCAAAUCCUCACAUUUGAGAGGCUGGAACCAGCACAUUUUUGGCAUUUUUGCUUGAAAAGUGACUCAAACGAUGAGUUAAAUAGCUGCUGUUUCAUUUUUUUGUCGGUCAACCAAUCGAUUCAUAGUCUCAUCAAUUCCGAUCUACACAGAAUACGUUUAAGACAGUGUAUAUAAUCAGUAUUACAAAAUAUUGGCAUUUGUUGUGAAAAACCUUGAUGACUGAUUUCUAAACCAGUGUUUUUGUCAAGUCAUGCCUUUUAUUUCUGUAUUUUUUAUUUCAUUUCAGCUACUUUAUAGUUCACUUUUAAUUUUAAUUUUAGGUUGAACAAGAAAGUAAAAUAUCUGAAUAAAGCACUGGCUUUAAAUUGAAAUUCCGAAUUGAAAUUGUUACAAAACAGAAAAUAUGUAAACAUCCAUGAAAAAACAAAAGUUUUCUAACAUAUUUUCAUAUGGAACAUCAAUUAGACACAUUAGGCAACAGACACCCAUUUUGUAGACAUUUACUUCCAGGGACCCAUAUGGAAAGCCAGUUGUCUGUGUACGUUUAGUACUGAACGUGCAGCUGGAGACUCCACUGCAGUCUGACUACGCAAACUUCUUUAACUGGAUUUUCCAUAAAGGCUUUAUUAUGCUUCAUAUGAACUAGUUCAUACAGUGUUGUGCAAAACCCAUUUGGCGUGCACAAGUGUUGUUCUGAAUGGCCACACUCAAAGACGGCUGAAAAAUCUGCUGUGAUGGAAAGUAACUAAGUACAUUUACUCAAGUGCUGUACUGAUGUACAGUUUUGUGGUACUUGUGCAUCACUUGAGUAUUUCCAUUUUAUGCUACUUUCUGCUUCCACUCCGCUGCACUGUUAAAGGACAAGGGCCCCUUGUCAUGUUUCAGAUGUCUGUGAGUUGUUAGCAGUUCCACCAACCUAGAGUUUGUUAACCCUUUAUAAUAAGGGUACAAAACAUAUACUUAAGUUAUGCUUAGCUAUUUAUUACAUGAAUUAAUACAGGAUGUAUUAUGAAUUCCUGUUGCUCACAAUUAACAAGUCACUACGACUUAAUGUGAUUAGUUAGUAAGUGUUACCGACAUUUCCCCGGGUUCCCAAAUCCGACGGUUUCGUUUAAAUACUUGUUUGAGGUCAAAUUAUCUAAUAUUUCAGAAAAAAUAGAAAGAAAGAAAUCAAAGAUUAGAGAAAAAUAAAAAAUCAAUGCAAAUUUGGGUAGAAGAACGUUUUUUCCUCUUUCCUCUCCCACUAAUCAUCCCACGACCCCACGAGUGUGUAUGUAAAAUACAUACAUAUCAUACUGCAUCAGUAAUAUCAAUCUAAUAAUAUAAAAUACAGUAAUUAAUCUGUCACGGGGGACAUUUUUCUGCAGAAUGAGUACUUUUACUUUUGAUACUUUAAGUACAAUUUGCUGAUAAUGCUUCUGUACAUUUCCUCAAGUAAGAUUUGUAAUGCAGGACUUUUUCUUGUUGUAAUGGAGUAUUUUUACAUUGUGGUAUUGGUACUUAAGGAAAAAAUCUGAGCACUUCCAUCCCUCGAAAUGCAAUACAUAUCAUGUGCCUAAUAUUACAAGCUGACAACUGGCUAUAAAGACUCUUUACUUUCUUCAAGUAUGACAUACAUGUCAGCGCCUACUUUUUGUUUCAAUGUCUGAAAUAAAUAAGUUGUAUCAA